AGGGAGGGAGGUGUUGGAGGUGGUGGAGGGAGGGGGGCGAGUGAGUACGUUUCACAGAAUCCAGGCCUAGUAGUAUUGCCGCUGGGACUCUCCUCAUCCGCUUUCAAAAAAUUGGAAAUUGGCACAUUUAAACGCCACAAUGAGCGGGUUGAGGGCCACUUUUGCGAUGUCCGACAUCGGAAUGGUAAGAUUCUCGCGACAGAUCCCGUGUCAUGUGGCGUUUUCUGCGUGAUUUUGCUGUUUGAUGCACAUAGCCUGCAUCUGUCGGAGGGAAGCCCGUGGAAGUGUGCGGUUGUCAGCGCGUUGUGUGUCAGCGUGUGUAGCCGACGUGAACUUGCGCGUCGUCGUCUUUGCAUGCGAUCCGGCGUUUGUGUGUCUUUCUUGUGCAAUUAUGCGACCGCUGCAAGCCACGGGCGACACGCAGACACACACGCAGCUGCGCACACCUAUAUAUACACACACACACUCACACGCGUACACACGCGCAAGAUAGGCACGCGCGCGCGCGCGCAUGAACGGGUCCAUUUUAAUUCCCAAUUCGUGAUUUUUAGCGCCGGCGUGUUGACGUGUGGGGGAUUUUAACAUGACGCUAGAACAUAAUGUCAUAAUGCCGCUGCCUGCAUGCUACGUGUGUGUGAGUUUAGAGUCUGACCUUAUAGCGCCUCAUGUCAUUUUCAUCAUAUCGCGAUAACGGUCCUAAAAGGAUUUACGGCUCGACUGCGGCGUUCGCGCAAAAAAAAAAAAAAAAAACCCUCUCCUAGAAAUGUCACGUUAGGCCGGUUGGCUCGUCGUCACUCAGGAGGGAUCAUGCCAGCAUGAGUGGGCCUUAUCCAGGCCCUGGCAGGGAGACUUAUCAGUCCGGCUGCCCUUUGACCCCUGGCCGUGACCUCUCCGCCCACUCCUGCCCCUCCAGGCGGCAUGAUCACAGGUCCGGCCUGACCAUGUCUGCAGCCACCUCCUCCCUGAAGCAUGCAUCUGUCUAUGGGUUCGCACAGAGGGACCACUCCACCACUUCCUCCUCGUCCUCCUCCUCCUCUUCUUCCUACAGCCCUCUCAGGAGGCUGCAGCAUCUCACCACCAUGGUCAGCCAGCCGGACCUGGUCCUGCCACUGAGGGAGCCAGAGAGGAGCUGGGAGUGGGGGACACAUAAGAAGGAGAGGGGGAAGGCGACGAGGGAUUCCUGGGCCGACUGCACUGGCAGGGAUUAUUCUGGCAGCCAGACGACAAGCAGAGAGGAGAACUUUGCAAACUCUCUUGCGAGACAGAAACAACCCCAAGUCCAAACUGGAAGUAGAGACCCACCUGCAGCGAGUAGUCGUGAUUCGGUUGCUUCCGAGAAAAAGGCAGAAGGUGGAUUGUCAAGCCCGCCGAGCCCGGCCUUCUCUCUUGAUAGCAACAGCCCCUUUGCCAACGGUUUGCUCCACUUCGAGUCCUCUUUGUUUGAGGAUGACAACAACGACGAAGAGCAAAGGAUCGCGUCGCCAACCGGAGGCGUGCAGGAAAAGCACGAGAGGCCGGGCGGUUUCCAUCAGUCCACCGCGGCGGACUCGAAUCUUGACUCCAAGGGUGCUACGGCGUCGUCGGCCAAGGUCGUCACCCGCUCCCAGUCCUCGGGUCAGCGGAGGAGAUACUGGGACGGCUCGGAGGACGAGUGGGAAAGCGACACCGAGCUCUUUCUGUUUGAGGAUUGUCCCUCAAGGCAUCCAGUGCAGCAGAAUAACUUCAAGAAAAAGUCUUUGCCACCUGUGAAGUUUGUAGAGGGGGAAGUUGUUUGGGCAAAGUUCAACCGAAGACCAUGGUGGCCCUGUGAGGUGAUUGUUGACCCGGUACAUGGAGUCUAUCACAGAGUGAAAGAGCCCAGUGACCGGCCGUGUCGGCUCUAUUAUGUCAAGACCUUUGGGGAACCUGUGGAGCUGGUCUGGGUGGAGGAAAAAUCAACUCAAACUUUUCACGGAGGCUUUGAAUUUGAACAGCUCCUCCUACUGCGCCGGAGGGGGAAGCAAAGGGAGCAGAGCCACAAAUACACUAUUGCGAAGCGUUUUCAGGACUCCUGGAAAUCUAGUGUCGCAGAAGCAGAAUCUGUUCUCCCAGAGAGACCAAAAAUGGCUUCCACCAUUUCUUCGUCCAUAGAUGAUGCCUUCCAGGACAGCUCCACACUGGAGAGGGAAGACAAGGCCCAUCCAACAUUUCCUCUUUCCAGUUCCCCGACCUGUUGCCUUCCGGAAACAACGCACAUAACUAAUGGAUCCAUUUCAUCUCCAGUAACCUCACUCCAAGUGACAUCUCCGACAAAUCCAAGCACUUUAAAGAAAUCUUCCAGCAAGAAGAAACAGAGUAAAUCAUCAAAAGACACGAGUAGUAAACACUACUCUAAAAAGGCACUCAGUAACAGCCCUGACCAAUCAGACAGAGACAAUGGAGAGUGCCCAUACUCCGACCUUGACUCUGUCCCUAAGAUAUUGUGUCCUAAAGCACUUGAACGUCAGCAUAAGUUAGUUCCAACUCAGCUCUCUGUUACAGUUGUGAAAGAGGUGAAGAAGCAGCCUGAGAUUCAGACUGGUCUUUGGUUUAGCAAAUCAGGCAAAGACAGACGACCAAAAACAACCAGCCCAAUGCCGGACCGCACUCUCUUUGGUAAGGUGCCCUGCAAGAAGAAGAACUCAUCCGUUGUUAGUAAAAAGACGCUGGUUCCUUGUGCCACCUCCUAUUCCAGCGGUGGGGCUAGUGACCAAUCAGGGUUAUCGGACAAAAAUAAGCCUCUUGAAACCAAUCUAACACCUGAACAAUCAGGACAGUUGAAGUGUAAAAACACCCCGGCUGCUAAUAAUAUUUUUGAUACCACUGACAGUCCUAAUGACCAGAUGUCCUUGGUUUCCUUUAGCAGUGAAACCUCAAAGAGUAGGCAGAUAGUUGAUGAUUCAGCAGACACUUUUACUGGCCAGGUAGCUAGUCCAGAUGUUAAAAAACCUUUAGAGACCAAUAUAAAUGUCAGUUUAAGUGACCAGUCCGGGUUUUUAGAAAGCGUGAAGUGUGUUAGUCGAAUUGAACACUCUGAGAAAAAGUCCACUAGAAAUGUUCAAAUAACUGACAAUGUUUCGGACCAAGGCAAGGAAAGCAUCCCGACUUCACUGUCCAGUUUACAAACGAAAACAGCCAAGUCAUCGACAGGGAUAGAAAAGCAAACGAGUUUGGUCUCUAAGUGUAGGGUUCCCUUUGUGAAAUUAGUACGCAAGGACAUGAAGGACAAAAGGUUCCUAAACUCCAGUAUUUGUCCCACUGACAAAGGAGUCACAAAGAAAGAGAAAAUAACAGAUAAUAAUGUGACUAAAAUAUCCUCCAAACAAUCACACUGGAUGGAAGACAAAGCAGCAGACAGUUCAGAAUCCAUAAGGUUCUCCGUUAAGAAGUUAAAAGCGAGCAGUGGUUCUGGUUUGCUUCAUCUCUCAACAGAGUCAUCACAGGGGAGUGAAACUGUCACCUCCAAUAUGUCCGCUGAUGAGCUGUGUAGCACAGAAGCCGAAAGGAUACCAGUUUCAAAUGUAAGCCCAAGCAAUGUAACGUACCCAACCUCUAACCAGUCAGACAAGACAGAAGGUGAGGAGGCUUCUCCUUCUGUAAAGAGCAAGUCCUUUGACCAGGUGGACAGUUCAGAGCCACUCCUCACAAGUACAACUCAUAGUUCUUCUGUUCUGCCUCCUCACCAGCAUGAGAGCUCAGAAUGUAGCAGUGCUCUUGCGCCCGAAGGCCCGUCACCUGAGAUAUCAAAGAAGGCUGUUCACAAAUCCAAGCAGGUUCGAGAUGAAGUCCUACAUGAGCAGCCUGCGCACCUUCCUGCCAGCAAUCGGCUGAUGACUAGAGCGCUGAAGGCCAUGCAUGAGAAACGUGAAAAAGCCCAAAAGAAGACUAAACAUAAACAACUCUUGACUCCUUUCAGAAAAGCUGAGGACCUUGUGUGGAAGCCUGAAGCUAAGCAGGACUCAUGCACUAAGAUAAAAUCUUUGAAAUCCCGUAAUAAUGACAAUGGUGAGUGCAAUCAGGAUGCUUUUUCUAGCUGUAGUACAUCCCCUUUGAUAUUUUCUGAUUCAAAUGACUUUGAUGUCAAGAGUGAAGAUGAAGACCUCUCAAUAUCUUCUACUCCGCCAAUGGACUUCAUACCCCUCACCUCUAGAGUAAAGGCAAAGAAGGAGGAUCAUUCCUCUGACAUAAGCUCCGUGUCUUCACCGCCCUCACCAUUUUCUUUUAUGAAUGCGUUUAAAAAUGUAGAUGAGGUCUCCUUUCAGUCAGUGACAAAUGAGAGCGGUAAACCCAUCUCCUUCAAGCCAGACACAAACUACAAGUUCAGCACGUUUCUCAUGAUGCUGAAGGACUUGCACGACACUAGAGAGCGAGACGGGGCGCCCUUAGAACUGGAUAUUGGGCCUCCGAGUGCACAUGUCAAGGAGGAGCCCUUAGUGAUGCCAGGGGAAGCUACGCCCAUGGGUCAAGAUCAAAGAAACACAUAUGGUCUGAGCACUUCAAAUACAAGUCCAGAUAAAUCUGUAGUCACACACACUGAAGUCGGCGUCCACCAGAUAUCCAAGAGAUCCUAUAACAGAAGGAGCAACUCCACCGGGGGUAAAAAGAAACCCAACCGCAAAGUGCCUUGUCGUCCUGGCAGGUCUGGACCUGGCUUCCCAGGACUGGAGUCCCCGUCACGAACGACAUCCUUGAUGGCUGUGGACUCCUCGUCACGAGUGGAUUUCCCUUCGAGAGUAUUGGGUUGGGAGAGGCAGGUUGGAGGUGGGGAAGGGCUGAUUGGCGCAGACAAGGAGGAGAGAUGGCAUCGGGUAAAAGAGAAUCUACAGAUCAUGGUGCCUUUGGAGCAGAACAAGUGUAACGCUACGCUUUGUCGGAAACAGUCGAACGACCUUUUUGCACACUGCCCUAAAAGUUUGACGCACAACACUGGAGGAGGUGACAUGGCUCCAACAGUGUCCGUGUCAGCACAUAAACGAAUAAGAAAACCAAGCAAGAGGCUGAUUGAAUGGACAGAAGAAUACGACCAGAUUUUCUCCACAAGGAAGAAAACCAAAAAGCCUCUCCAGUCGAUUGGAAAGGCCGCCCAGCCCAUUACCUCCAUGGCUGAACCCUCGGGGUCAGACAGAAACGCACUCGACCACCCAUCCUUCAGCUUACUUCCUGAAAUACAGACGCCGCCUCCUGAGGAAAUCGCUACGACGACGUCGACGACGACGACGACGACGCCCUCUGAACUACAAAUCCCCAGCACUGAAAACACAACUUCCCAGGAUGCACCGGUGCUUUCCAUCGACACGUUGACCCCUCCUCCUGAAGCCGAACCUUCGCCGACAGAGGGCCUCAUCAAAGACGACGGCCAUCUGAGUUGGAGUUUAAAACCAGACGAGACAAGAUCACAUGACUCAAAAGCUCGUAACUUUUUGGUCAAAUCUCUGAAAAGAAGUGGUCCCAUGCUGGAGAAGAAGCGGAAGAGGAAACCGACCCAGAAGCUCCUGGAGUACUGCCUGGAGGCCGAGGUCGUGACGGGACCCAAGAAGAAGGUCAAAACACUGAAGAACAAUCCUGCUCCUCAGUCCGAUUCAACAGCACCACCUGUAAAAUCAAAGAGUAAACCACCUGCAGCCUCCACCUCCACCUCUACGCCGACCCCAGAGACUUCCUCCUCUACACCCUCCAUUCAGACCAAACCCAGCUCCCCUGAACCCCCCGCUCCAGCACCAGCACCAGCACCAGCUCCACCCAAACCCAGUCCGGUGGAGGCAGCGCCAGCCGACCUUGAUCCUCCCCCUCAGCCAGACGACAGCACGGCUCAGGAGGUCAAAAAGGACGAGUCAGAAGGCGAAGCGUCCAGCCUGGACCACAGUUUCUCCUCCAUGAAGGACGACUUGUUGCUGUGCGAUGACGCUCUUUUACCAACGAGGAAGAUCAUAGGCGACCGAGGAGGGCCGGCCUCCAUGAAGGAGAACAUUUGUCAGGUGUGUGAGAAGACGGGGGAGCUGCUGCUUUGCGAGGGUCAGUGUUGUGGAGCUUUCCACCUCGCCUGCAUCUCUCUGGCCGAGGCCCCGAAAGGGAAGUUCAUCUGUCCUGAAUGCAAAUCCGGCGUCCACACCUGCUUCGUGUGUAAGAAGCGCAGUGAAGACGUGCGACGCUGCAUGAUUCCCGUGUGCGGGAAGUUUUACCACGGGGAGUGCAUCGCCAACUUCGCCCCGACCGCCCCCGUGAACCGCGGCUUCCGCUGCUCGAUCCACGUCUGCCUCACCUGCUUCAUCGCCAACCCCAACAGCUCCACCAUCUCCAAGGGUCGUCUGGUCCGAUGCGUGCGCUGCCCGGUGGCCUAUCAUGCUACAGACCUGUGCAUGGCAGCCGGCACCGUCGUGCUCUCCAACAACAGCAUCGUCUGCCCGAACCACUUCACCCCACGCCGCGGCGUCAAGAACCACGAACACGUCAACGUCAGCUGGUGCUUCGUCUGCACCGAAGGGGGCAGUCUGCUCUGCUGUGAGUCCUGCCCUGCUGCGUUUCACCGGGAGUGUCUGAACAUCGAGAUGCCUAAAGGCAGCUGGUACUGCAACGACUGCAAGGCCGGGAAGAAGCCUCGCUACAAGGAUAUCCUCUGGGUGAAGGUUGGACGUUACAGGUGGUGGCCUGCAGAGGUCAGCCAUCCCAAAACCAUCCCUGAGAACAUCCAGCGGAUGCGGCACGAUGUCGGGGAGUUUCCCGUUCACUUCUUCGGCUCCAACGACUACCUGUGGACCUACCAGGCCCGGGUCUUCCCGUACAUGGACGUGGACGCAAACAGCAAAGAAAAAAUGGGCAAAGGUGUCGAUGCGACCUACAGGAAAGCUUUGGAGGAGGCGGCCGUGCGAUUUCGCGAGCUGCAGGCGGAGAAGGAGCUUCGGCAGCUUCAAGAGGACAGGAAGAACGACAGGAAGCCGCCGCCGUACAAACACAUAAAGGUGAAUCGACCAAUAGGAAAGGUUCAGAUCUUUACCGCUGACCUAUCGGAGAUCCCCCGCUGUAACUGCAAGGCGACGGAUGAGAGUCCGUGUGGAAUGGACUCUGAGUGCAUCAACCGCAUGCUGCUGUACGAAUGCCACCCACAGGUUUGCCCGGCGGGGGACCGCUGCCUCAACCAGGCCUUCACCAAGCGUCAGUACAGCCAGGUGGAGAUCUUCAGGACGUUGUCCCGAGGCUGGGGCCUCCGCUGUGUCCACGACAUCAAGAAGGGUCACUUUGUGAGCGAGUACGUCGGGGAGGUGAUCGACGAGGAGGAGUGCAGGUCGAGGAUCAGACACGCUCAGGAGAACGACAUCUGCAACUUCUACAUGUUAACUCUGGACAAGGACCGGAUCAUCGACGCUGGGCCGAAGGGGAACGAGGCUCGCUUCAUGAACCACUGCUGUCAGCCGAACUGCGAGACGCAGAAGUGGACGGUGAGCGGAGACACCCGGGUGGGACUGUUCGCUCUCGUCGACAUCAGUGCAGGCACAGAGCUCACCUUCAACUACAACCUGGAGUGUUUGGGGAACGGGAAGACGGUUUGUAAAUGUGGAGCACCAAACUGCAGCGGCUUCUUGGGCGUCAGGCCAAAGAACAACCCUCCAAAGGAGGACGACAAAGGCCGUAAGCUGAAGAGAAGGGGCCACGGCAAGAAGAAGAAGAAGGUGGUGUUGACCAAAGAAAGAGAGGACGAGUGUUUCAGCUGCGGAGACGGAGGACAGAUGGUUUCCUGUAAGAGACCUGGAUGUCCCAAAGUUUACCACGCAGACUGCCUCAACCUCACCAAGAGGCCUGCAGGUCGCUGGGAAUGUCCGUGGCAUCAGUGCGACGUCUGCGGUAAGGAGGCGGCGUCCUUCUGCGAGAUGUGCCCCAGCUCUUACUGCGCCCAGCACCGCGACGGCCUGCUCUUCAUCUCCAAGCUGGACGGAAAGUUGUCCUGCAGCGAACACGACCCCUGUGGACCAGAUCCGCUGGAACCGGGGGAGAUCCGGGAGUACUCCGGGCUGGGCAUGGCCGUCAUCCCCCCGGCUGACAAAAACACUAACAGCGGCGUGACCCCCGCUCCCAGGAGGGUCCAGGAGGGCGGCAGCAGCGUCGGCGGCAGCAGCGUCGGCGGUAGCAGCGUUGGCGGUGGCGCCGGCGGCGGGCGUGCUUCCGAGUCAUUUCCUGCUUUUUCCAUCCCGGUACCCAUCACUAUUCCCGUCACGGCUCCUGCCUCCUCGCCUCCCCACAGCUGCUCCGACGCUCUCAGCAGCCCCCACGUGUUCGACCUGCCGCACUACUCGCCCAUCUCCUCGUAUGAGGAGGAGAGGGACGUCCUAGAUGAGGAUGAAGAGGAGCUGCUGGCGGAAGAGGAGGAGGAGGGGGAGUUGGUGGAGGAGGGCGAUGAAGGGAGGCAGAAAUCUCAAGAGGAAGAUGAAGAGGCAGAGUUGGAGGAGGUGGGGCUGGAAUACUUGGAGGAGGAGGAGGAGGAGGAGGAGGACGACGACGGCGACGAUGAGGAGGAUGACGACGACGAUGAGGAGGAGGAGGAGGAGGAGGAAGAAGAGGAAGAGGAGGAAGAGGAGUGAUGCACAGUUGACUAUUAUUUACUACACUCACUACAGAAAUGUCUUUGUAUUCAAACAUCAGUCGUCUAUAUGGAGGGAGGAUUUUUAGGACAAACAUUAAUUUAAAAAAAACAUAAAUUGUGAAGUUUAUAAAUAAAGGAAUAAAUCAUCAGUACUGUAUAAAUUUAAAUCUAUUUACUGACACAUACUCAACAGUUUCACAGUUUAUUUAUGCUCGCAUUGUGUGGUUUUGUCCUUGUAGUCGCUUCCUGACGUCGCUGCGCGCUAGCAGCCUUCAUACGGGACACAAACGAGAAAACUAUUAGGAGCGUAAAAACACAAGACUUGUAAACUUCACUUGAGUAUAUUCGUUUUCUCACAGGUUCACCUGCUGGUUCUCUUCACUGUGUUAUUUCAGGUGUCAUACGCGUCCUUCAAAAUCUGUGGUUGUAGAGACGAGUUGUCAACAAAUGACUCAACAGGUUCAGGUCAUCGUGAGAGACUUCAUGGGACUGAAUUAGAUCAGGAGUAUGUUUAUGUCUGUGCAGGUCGUGGGUGGCUGUGAUCACAUAAGUACCAGAAACAAACCAUAAUUAAAGCUAUUGGAGUCCUCUGUAUCGUUUAUAAGUUUGGUUUCGCUGUCAAACCUCCAACAAGCCUCUCUACCAGACUCAACAUGGUCAGCGGACUUAAGUAAUUUGGAUUUUGCUGGACACAAACUGCUGCCAUCAUCUGUCCACUGUCUGGAGCUUCCACUAUUACCAGUCUCCUCUCUAUUCUCUAUUUUUUUUUCCUUUUUUUUCUCAAUGCCUCGCAUUGUUAGUCGGUGCUUCGAGAUCAGACCAUGCAACGGGUUCGGCUACAGUCCAAUGGAAUUAUUUCCUUUUCCUAAAUCAUCAAUCAACAGAUUGAGUUGCAGCUGACACUAUUAGUUCACAAGAAGCAUGGAGAUGACAAUUUCAUGCCAAAAAUAACCAAGUGGAUUAAGAGUUUAUGGUAAAGAUGCAACAGAAGUAUUUACACCAUAAGUGGACAAUCUCUGAGGUUGUUUUGCAGCUUGUUGGACUGACUCCUGGAACAGUGGACAACAUGAAACACCUUUCCUUCGACUGUGUCUGGUGCAGAGGUAGCACUUAGUUUGCUCCAGUGUGUAUGCCGUUCUCUGUAGUCAUUAUUUAUAUACUGUUCUGUGACGCACAAAUGAUGGAGGAAGAAAAGAUGAGUUGUCGGCGUUCUCUCUCCUCGCCGUUGGCUCUCCAUCGAGGGGAAACAAAAAGUUUGAUUGGAAACAAGACAGACUCUUGCCAUGACGCUCGCACUUCACUUACGUGUUCCUGCCACUUGUUUCGCUCCGUCUUCAAGCUUGAUAUUGUCUGUGUGUGAUCUGCCAAUGCCUUAGAGUGUAUUUCUUUGGAGAUAUUUUUAAGGAAUGGUUUGGCGCUGGUGAGAGCCAAGUUCCCCUUCUAAUGCCUUUUUACAGUUGCCCAAGUAAUGUUUCAUUCCAGUGUAAUUAUGACCUGUUAGAUCUCAACCAUUGACCUGCUAUAUAAAUAUAUAAGAAGAAGUUAUGAAAUAA
Mugil cephalus (flathead mullet) is the source of this 10143-nucleotide messenger RNA. It is a transcript of the gene nsd1b, whose product is annotated as nuclear receptor binding SET domain protein 1b. The record is from RefSeq and is a predicted model, not a curated record. Gene Ontology annotation, molecular function: histone H3K36 methyltransferase activity; protein binding. Gene Ontology annotation, biological process: regulation of DNA-templated transcription. NCBI's taxonomy places the organism in Eukaryota, Metazoa, Chordata, Actinopteri, Mugiliformes, Mugilidae. Bases 816 to 8588 code for a protein of 2590 amino acids. The transcript has 25 exons. Gene Ontology annotation, cellular component: chromatin; nucleus.